AUGAUGGACGACUUUGGCAGCGAGUCGGAUAGCGACUAUACGAGCUAUUGGCGCGAUUGGUUCAUAUCUUCUCGCGGAAAUGAGUACUUCUGCGAAAUCGACGAGGACUAUCUUACAGACCGCUUCAACCUGACGGGACUGAACACGGAAGUUCAAUACUAUCAAUAUGCGCUCGAUCUCAUUACCGAUGUCUUCGAUCUCGACUGCGAUGACGAAAUGAGAGAGACAAUCGAGAAGUCGGCCCGUCACUUGUAUGGCCUCGUUCAUGCCCGGUUCAUCGUCACAACGAGGGGUCUUGCUAAGAUGCUCGAGAAGUACAAGAAGGCGGACUUUGGCAAAUGUCCACGCGUCAUGUGCCACUCCCACCCGCUCCUGCCCAUGGGUCUCUCCGACGUCCCAAACCUGAAGCCGGUCAAGCUCUACUGUGCCCGCUGCGAAGACAUCUACAACCCCAAAUCGUCGCGUCAUGCGGCCAUUGAUGGUGCAUACUUUGGCACCUCCUUCCACAAUAUCAUCUUUCAGGCCUACCCAGCCCUGAUCCCCACCAAGAGUGUCGAGCGUUACGUCCCCCGAGUGUACGGCUUCAAAGUUCACGCCUCGGCUGCGCUGAUUCGAUGGCAACACCAGAAGAAGGACGAGAUGCGCCGUCGCCUGCGGAAGAUGGAGGUGGAUAGCGGGUUCCGCGACGAUGAUGUUCUGGAUGACGAUGAUGAUGUCGAAUUUGAGGGUGUCGAUAAUCGUGCGGUGGGUGGCAACGACGGUGUUACCGUAGCUUGA
This is a messenger RNA of Colletotrichum chrysophilum, 777 nucleotides long. RefSeq names its product casein kinase 2 regulatory subunit (gene CKB2). Gene Ontology annotation, cellular component: cytoplasm; protein kinase CK2 complex. The record is from RefSeq and is a predicted model, not a curated record. The transcript is spliced from 3 exons. Gene Ontology annotation, molecular function: protein kinase regulator activity. NCBI's taxonomy places the organism in Eukaryota, Fungi, Ascomycota, Sordariomycetes, Glomerellales, Glomerellaceae. The coding region runs from base 1 to 777 and encodes 258 amino acids.